This is a messenger RNA of Setaria italica (foxtail millet), 1724 nucleotides long. RefSeq names its product random slug protein 5. The transcript has 6 exons. Gene Ontology annotation, molecular function: phosphatidylinositol transfer activity. The coding region runs from base 408 to 1364 and encodes 318 amino acids. NCBI's taxonomy places the organism in Eukaryota, Viridiplantae, Streptophyta, Magnoliopsida, Poales, Poaceae. The record is from RefSeq and is a predicted model, not a curated record.
CAUCAUACCAUACCCACCAGUCUCAGACACCCUGCCCCGCCGGUGCACGGCCAGGGAGGUCGCCGCGCGGCAGCAUCCCCGGUGACACCUGACGCGCCACCGCACCACCGCUCUGGCUGUUGGCAUCCCACCCCGCUGACCCGCACCGCCUCCACCUUCCACGCCCGGGGGCGGCGGACCUCCCACCCGCCCCGAACGCCGAGCACCUGUCCGUUUUUCUUUUAUCUCCCACGCCUUUCCCCUCGAUUCCUUUCCCCACCGCCCCGCGCAGUCGCCAGUCGCCCACCCCGUUCCACACUUCCAUUCCCAACCCCACUAGGCCGCCGCUCCCUCCCAAGGACGUGCGCGGCGGAGCCGAAACGACCCAGCUACGUAUCUAGUGGUGUUGCUUCCACCAAGGUGCUGAAAUGUCCUUUCUAUUCAAAUCCAGCAAUGGUGGUACAACUGAGAAAGGCUUAUCCCUAGAAGAACAGCAAGAAAAAGUAAAUGAACUACGCAAGGAGCUUGGUGAAUCCUCGUCAGCAGCCAUUCAAGAUUUCCUUUCGGAUGCCUCGUUAUCAAGAUUUCUUCGAGCAAGGAACUGGAAUGUGCAGAAAGCUAGUAAGAUGAUGAAAGCAGCUGUGAAGUGGCGGCUUGCGUUCAAGCCGGAAAACAUUUUCUGGGAAGAUAUUGCACAGGAAGCAGAGACUGGAAAGAUAUAUAGAGCAGACUACAAGGACAAGCAUGGGAGAACUGUUCUUGUAUUGAGGCCUGGCUUAGAGAACACUACCUCAGCAACAGGGCAGAUCAAAUAUCUAGUUUACUCUCUGGAGAAAGCUAUUAUGAACCUGACAGAAGAUCAAGAGAAGAUGGUGUGGUUGACAGAUUUCCAGUGCUGGACAUUGGGAAGCACACCACUGAAGGUGACCCGUGAGACUGUCAAUGUCUUGCAAGAAUGUUAUCCUGAGAGGUUGGGACUAGCAAUCCUUUACAAUCCUCCUAGGAUAUUUGAAUCAUUCUGGAAGAUAGUGAAGCCAUUCCUGGACCACGAGACCCGGAAGAAGGUGAAGUUUGUGUACUCCAACGACACGGAGAGCCAGAAGAUAAUGGCAGAGGUCUUUGACAUUGAGGAGCUCGACUCAGCAUUCGGGGGAAAGAACCCAGCUACAUUUGAGUACAACAGCUAUGCAGAGCGAAUGCAGGAGGACGACAAGAAGAUGGGAUCUUUGCACAGCUCAACCGAUAGCUUGCUUGAAUCAGCAGGGAAGGAUACUCAUGGCGCGGCCUCGGACGCCUCGAGUGAGGCCUCCUUCUACAGUGGAACCGACUCUCCGAAACAUGAAGAUGGUGAACACGGCGCCCCAACUCGACAUACAAUUAUCUAACUGGAGCGAUUGUCAGGACCGAUGGCUGCGCCAGUUUACAAGCUGGUUAGAUCACGCUGUCGGGUCUAGGAGGAAUGUAUAUUUGCUGCCCAUGAUAUUAUAGAGAAUAUGGAAAGAGAGUCUGGACCAUCAAUGGCGAUGCACUGCAUGAAUAUCCCAAUAAGAUGGACUCCUUUGAACCAUGUGCUCGGUUACUCGUGGCAGGAGCCACAUAUGUGUUGCACUAGCCGUUCCUCGAUUUUUCUGAAUGUUGCCAAAGAACGUGUCGUGUAUCGACUUAAUAACAAUUAUAAAAGGUCUAGCAGCUAGCCAACCACCGCAAUUUGUCUCGAAUACGAGACAGGUGAUGACCUUUUAGGA